AUGAACGAAACAAUUCAGAACUUGGAAAGUCGGCUACUUAAAGAAACUGAUCAACUGAGGAUAAUUAAUGGAACAAACGGAUGUCCCGAUUUCGGUUCAGGUGGCAUUUAUAAAGCAAAACUAAAUGGAUUACAAGACUUCGAAGUUCCCUGCUUCGAGAACGGUUGGAUGACCAUUCAAAAACGUUACGAUGGUUCCGAGAACUUUGAUCGUUCAUGGGAGGAUUACAAGGAUGGGUUUGGAAAAGUCACGAGAGAGUUCUUUUUGGGCCUGGAAAAAAUACACUUGAUAACCAAGGCACGACCUCACGAACUUUACAUUAUACUCGGGAUGUUUAAUGAAUCUACCAGCUACGCUCACUACGAUCAUUUCGAAAUCGGCAACGAGACGGAAUCGUUUGUCCUUAAAUCACUGGGAAAAUAUGAGGGAACAGCUGGGGAUUCCCUGAGCUAUCAUCUGAAGCAAAAGUUCACCACAUUUGAUAGAGACAAUGACCAAAACAUCUUAAAUUGUGCUGAUGAAGAGUUUGGAGGUUGGUGGUACAAGAAGUGUGCUGACAGCAUGCUCAAUGGAAAAUACUAUAGAAAUGGUAUCGUACCCGAAAUACCACUAAAUGGAAUAUAUUGGACUUCCUGGCAAAACGGCAAUUACACGAUAUCCCUAACAUCUGUUGAAAUGAUGAUUAGGCCCACAUUUGAUUGA
Molecule: messenger RNA, 702 nt
Organism: Drosophila takahashii
Lineage: Eukaryota; Metazoa; Arthropoda; Insecta; Diptera; Drosophilidae
Product: fibrinogen-like protein 1
Source: RefSeq, a predicted model, not a curated record